Molecule: messenger RNA, 834 nt
Organism: Miscanthus lutarioriparius
Lineage: Eukaryota; Viridiplantae; Streptophyta; Magnoliopsida; Poales; Poaceae
Source: the annotation of a GenBank genome assembly
AUGGAGGUCGCCCCGCCCCCGCAGCUGCAGCUCCUCGGCGACAGCUUCUCCCGCGGGUGGCUGACGAAGCGAGGCGCGCGGGAGCCGUCGCUCGAGCGCCUCGUCGUCGACGCCGACCUCGGUCAUUCCAUCGGCAGCUCCAGGUCGUUCUCGUUCAUCGACAUGGACCCCGCCGAGCUCUUCUCCUUGCGGUGGACGACCACGGCCACGGCGCCGCCGGAGAGCGACUUCGACUUCGGCCUUAUUCCCGGCGGCGGGGGCGGUGGCAGUGACCCCCCGACCCCGGUGCUGGUCAGCGCGAGCCGGGUCAUCCGCAACGGCCGCCUCCUCCCCGGCGACCCCGCCGUCCUCCAGGAACGCGCCGCCGACCCGCCCAGCGCGCCGCGGUCGCCGCUGUUCCGUUCGGCCCACAGCACGCCGGCCUCCCCGUCCCCGUCCCCGUCCCCGAGCUCGUGCUCCAGCGGGAGGCGCGCGUCGUCGUGGAAGAUACUGCUGCAGUACGUCCGGUUCCUGGUGCCGCUGUACCGGAAGGUGAGGGCCAUGCGGCGGUUCCCGGCGCGUCGGCGCCGGCCCCGCGUGGCGCCGGCCAGCCCGGCGCGCGCGUCCACGUCCAGCCUCGAGUGGUGCCACGGCAAUGCCGACACCGCCGUCCGCGACGCCAUCCUCUACUGCAAGAAGUCCAGCGUACGUCCUACGUCCUUGGCUUCUCUUCCACCGACCACCGAAUCAAACCAAAUCCAGCACGGACACUGGCGACCUUCGUCCUCUCCGACUGACACCACCAUCUCUGCACAAAUUUUUCAGGGACAAGACGCAUACACGACCUUGACGUGA